Messenger RNA from Xenopus laevis (African clawed frog), 5764 nucleotides. It is a transcript of the gene zbtb11.L, whose product is annotated as zinc finger and BTB domain containing 11 L homeolog. Bases 260 to 3616 code for a protein of 1118 amino acids. Gene Ontology annotation, biological process: regulation of gene expression. Gene Ontology annotation, cellular component: nucleus. The record is from RefSeq and is a predicted model, not a curated record. Gene Ontology annotation, molecular function: double-stranded DNA binding. The transcript is spliced from 11 exons. NCBI's taxonomy places the organism in Eukaryota, Metazoa, Chordata, Amphibia, Anura, Pipidae.
UGACAGCUCGUGCUUCCAUUAUGGGCAUACGGAACUUCCGCUGGUGCAGCAGCCAUUUUGUCUUUCUGCGAGGAGUCCGUCGGACGUUCCGAGUCUUGCAGUUCCUCGUGUCGUGUUUACAUCCAACCACUGAACGGGGAUACAGAAGGCAGAGGGACUGAGAAGCCUCCACCCGGAGUGCAACGGGUGCGCCGGGGGGAGGGCGCGCGUGAGCCGAGGAAGGUGCUUGUCAGUAAUUUUGUCAAAGUCCCUAUCAGCGAUGUCUAGCGAAGAGAGUUACCUGGCGAUACUGCGAUACCUGACCAAUGAGCGGGAGCCUUAUGCCCCAGGCACUGAGGGGAAUGCUAAGCGGAAGAUCCGCAAGGCAGCGGCUUGCUAUGUGGUGAGGGAGGGCACUUUGUAUUACCAGCGCAAGCUCAGGGACAAGGAAGGCUUCACCGAGCUGGAAGUCGUGUUGCAACCUGAGCGCAGGAAGGGGCUCAUAGAGGCGGCGCACAUCAAUACCGGAGGGGAGCACUUAACCCGGCAUCAAACAUGGCACGUCCUGUCACAGAGCUACUGGUGGAGAGGUAUUUUAAAACAUAUGAAAGAUUACAUCAAAGACUGCAGCAAAUGCCAAGAACGGACGGACCGAUCUCGAUCUACUAAUGAUGCCUCUGAAAUGUUAGAAGAACUCGGGUUAGAUGCCCGAUCUGACACUAAUGAGACAGAUGACGAGAGUAGCAAUCCAGCAUCCAAUACAAGUCACACUCCAAAAACUUCAAGAAAGAAACCAACUGCAAAACACGAACUUGUGUUUGUUGAUAGUAAAGGCAUUGUUAAGCAGACAUCUUCUAAACAUGGACAGACAAUCUUGAACCAGUUAAAUCAGCAACGACUAAAUAAUCAGUUUUGUGAUGUAACGCUUCUUAUUGAAGGACAAGAAUUUAAAGCCCACAAAGCUGUCUUGGCAGCCAGCAGUGAGUACUUUACGGAGCUCUUCAUUGAAAAAGGAGCUGUUACGAGUCAUGAAGCUGUUGUUGAUCUUUCAGGGUUCUGCAAAUCCAGUUUCCUACCACUGCUCGAGUUUGCAUACACAUCAGAACUUGUUUUUGACUUCUGCAGCAUGGCUGAAAUUUCUAUGCUGGCUCGGCAUCUCUUUAUGAAUGAAGUGCUAGAAAUAUGUGAAUCUGUCCAUAGACAAAUGGAGACGAAUCAAAUCAACUUGUGCCAAAAAGUCGAUGUCGUGUCGGAAAGCAGUUGUUUGGAUGGCCGUGUUGUGGAGCUACAAACAGUAGGGAUUAAUGCACCACCAUUAUUGGCUGAGGUAAUAACCAGCCAAAAAACAUCUCUUGUAAAUAAUAAGAAUGUGGCAUGUGAGCCUGUAGCAACAGAGACUGUUACAAAUUCAACUGAUGGUGUAUUAUCUCAGUUGUCUGAGGAACCCACGGUGCAUCUUGUCACUAGCCCUGAAGUUCCCAUCAGCUCAUUGACUGGAAUGACAGCGAUAUACCUUUCAGACAUGUCCUCAGAACUUCAGACUGCUGUCAUCAUUCCUGCAGUAAAAGAUAUAUCAAAUGUUCACGAACAUCAGCAAAUAUUAAGCGAUACUCAAGAGGACAGUACUCCUGCUGAGCACUCGGAAUCUCCACAGUCUACUGGCAAUGGCAAUAUGGAUGCAUCUGAUAAAGUACAGCCAGUGACACUUGCUACCAGUGAAAAUAAGCUUCCUGCAGAUGACCCACAGCCAAAAGAUGUCUGUUUGAAAGAAUUUGCUUAUUCAAGCACAAAUGGAGAUCCACAAAUUAGUGUGUCUGUUGCUGAAGAACCUUCCAUUUCCGUCAUUGAUCUAGAGACAACUUGUGCUGAAGAUGUGGUUAUUGGGAAUACAGACCCAGAACAAGAAUUUAAGAGCGAAGUCCCUAAAAGAAAACGCGGUAGACCUCGUAAGUCACCGGAAGACGUAGAAAAGAGCAGUAAGGAAACUAAAGAGACACUGCCAUCUGAUGACAAGUGCAAAUACAAAGGCAAAUUGCGAGAUUGCUUAGUUGGAACAGGUGGAUAUAUUAAGCUGCACAAAGGUCAAGGGAAGCCACUCAAGAAAAGAAAGACAAAUCCUAAAUCUGCAGUUCAGCAGGCUGCAAUGAAACUGCUUCAAAGAGGGAAGAAAAAGAGAUUAGUGGCCCCAAAAAAACAAACUGCAGAAGCACAAUUCAAGUGUAAUGAUUGCGGAAUGAUGUUUCAACGCCGAUAUGCACUGCUUAUGCAUAGUGUGAAACAUGAAAAGUCAAAAGAAUUCAAAUGUCCGCUAUGUACAAAAGAGUUCCAGUACAGCGCAUCAUUACGUGCUCAUCUAAUCAGACACUCCAAAACAGGCAAAGCAGAAGUCAACGUUGUUGAAACAGAAACGGAUACAGUAAAGGGUGGGACAAAAAGGCAAUUUAUUUGUGGUAUUUGUGGAAGAACACUGCCUAAGCUAUAUUCUCUGAGGAUACACAUGUUGAAGCAUACAGGUGUGAAGCCACAUGCAUGUGAGAUCUGUGGGAAAGCCUUUACUCAUAGACAUGGUUUAAAAAUGCACCAAGCCUUGCAUGAAGCUCAUAAACAGUUCAAAUGUCAUAUGUGUGACAAGUCUUUUGUGACCAACCGCAGUCUUCAGGAACAUGUGAGCACUCACACAGGAGAAUCCAAGUAUCUUUGCUCUGUAUGUGGAAAGGCUUUCCACAGGGCAUCUGGACUAAGUAAGCAUCUAAAGAAACACAAACCAAAAGUUGAGACUCGUGGAUAUCAUUGUACACAAUGUGAGAAAAGUUUCUUUGAAUUACGGGAUCUCCAGCAACAUAUGAACAAGCACCUUGGCGUAAAACCAUUUGAGUGUGAGUUUUGUGGAAAAAGCUAUAGCUGGAAAAAAGACUGGUAUUCCCAUGUGAAAUCUCAUUCUGUCACAGAACCCUACAGGUGCAGUGUAUGUGGCAAAGAGUUCUAUGAGAAAGCCCUUUACAGACGACAUGUAAACAAGGCAACCCAUGGCAAGAAAGGAAGGACAAAGUUAAAUUUUGAAAAAGCAUGUGAGCACUGUGGCAAAAUAUUCACUCAGUUUAGAGAAUACAGGAGACAUGUAAACAAUCAUGAAGGGGUAAAACCAUUUGAAUGCAUUACUUGUGGUGUAGCUUGGGCUGAUGCCCGUUCCCUUAAACGCCAUGUAAGGACACACACCGGAGAAAGACCCUAUGUGUGCCCAGUGUGCAAUGAAGGCUACAUUGAUGCUCGUACAUUACGAAAGCAUAUGACUAAAACCCAUAAGGACUAUGUACCUGGUAAAAUAAUGCUGGAGAAGGACAGUCUUCAAUUCCAUAAUCAAGGAACUCAAGUUGAGCAUGCAGUAAGCAUAUUGUCCACUGAGCUGGAUGAGCCACAAGCAGAAAUUGUUACUGAAGAGAUUGAAACAGCAGUGGUUGCUGAAGAAGCAAUGGUACAGGCACUAAACGACACAGCUGUUUCAUCACUUUCGGACCAAAGCAUCAUGCAAGUAGUGAAUUAUGUUCUUGCCCAGCAACAGGGACAAAAAAUGACUGAUGUGUCUGAGGAGUUAGAGACUGUAGAAGUAGAGGUUGGGCAAAUAUCAGAAGUAGUAUGACCACAAACAUCCUGCUUUAGAAUAUCUGAACUUCAGCACUUACCCAGGACUUUGUUCUGUGAUGCACCAGCACUAAUGCCUUUCUAUACCUGCUCAUUGACAUCAACACCAUAAAUAGUUCUAGAAGUUGGCUUUAUAAAUGCUGUUGUGUUACUAAACCAUCAAAAGUGGUUGUUCUUCUAUGGUCUUCGUCUGUGAAAAUCUUCACUGCUUCUGGAUUGUCUACUUUUGCUAGAAAGUGGAAAUAUACCAACACUUCUUUUCAGUGUCAUUUUAGAUAUGUUUAAAUGGUGUUUAAAAAUAUAUCUUGCCCAACAUGUUCAAAUUCCCACUCACUUUGAGCCACUUCAUGCAAGCAAUUUGAUCGCAUUCAUGCUCAUGUUAUAAAGCAUUAAGAACGAAUAUGCCGCAAACAAGAAUGGACUAAUAAUUGAGAAAAUGAAGAAUUUCAUCGGAUGCACAUUACAUUGUAUAUAUUUUUAUAUUUCUCUCACUUGUGCAUUCAUGGACUGAUAUGCCAUACAUGUCUCAGUUUUGUGGAUACUGGACAAAUAAGUUAAAGGACAUGUAAACUGUACAUUCUCCUGCCAUGUAUGUUGGUUGCAUCUCCCCCACUGAAUGGCAUCAUUGUGCUGCAUAUAUCCCCUCUGUUUGCCAGCACCAUCACAUUUUCCUGCAACCAAAAAAAGCAGCUUUUUCCCUCUGACACAUCAGUGCCAUUUACUUCUACAAACCACACAUGUGCUCUAUAAAGUUCAUGCAAUGCAGGCUUACACAGGCAGAAUUUUGUUUGAUUAAGCGGAGCUCAGGAGAAAAAUAAACCAGUAAUGUUAUCUCUUCAUUGGCUGCUAGACUGGAAGAUAUGUUUAGUAAUCUGAGUUGAAAAGAACUGAGCAUGCUCAGUAGCUAUGGGUUUGGAGGAAUUUUUAGAAGAAAGAUGGUUCAUUUCAACAAAAUGCUUGACAAAGGGGCGUGACCCCGAAACGUUGCAGUCUGCGCAAUAAACAAGCAGGUGACACUGCAAUUUGAACACCUGUGUGCCGAUACCAUGUGGGCAGCCAUUCAGGCUGGAAAAACGCACAGGUUACAAAGCAUAUACAGGAUAAACCCUGUCCAAUAUAAGUGUGUUAUCUGCUAUGUAACUUGUGGCUUUUCCCCCAUCUUGAAUGGCUGCCCUCAUGGCUACACAGCAGCUUAUUUAUGUAAACUAUAGUAGUCUUUCUAAAGCAAACACGCAGCUUUUACCAGUGCAGAGCAACAGUACAUUAAGUUUUCAUUUGUGUGUGUCUACUUGCAACUCAUGCUAGCAGGGGCCCAUGGAUAUUAAUCUGUGCAUUUUACAGUGUAUGUAGGCACAUGGAGAAUAUUAACAUCUCAAAUUUUCAAUGAUAUAAUUUAUUCAGGUUCCUUUUCCUGACUUUUUGAUUAUCUGCUACUCAAUGCAGGAUUUUGUUGCUAAGAAAUAAUGAAGGCCAGUGACACAUGAGAUAUUUGAUAAACACCUGCUACCUGCUGUAGACUUAAAUGGCAACCUCUUGUCGCCAGCAGCCAGCCUGACACUUUUCCCCACUGGGCUGCAAUCAUCUAGUUGGUAUGAUCCUAAUUUUAGAUGCUGGAUAAACAGAUAUGAACCUAUUAUGUAAAAAAAAUACUUUAUGGUGCAAAACACUAUUCUCAAAACACUAUUCACAAAACCUACUUGCACCCAUUCAUGCCACUGUGCCUUGUAGGGGAAUCCCCAUUGUGCCCAUCCAGCCUGGCCUUAAAUAAAUAAUGCACACAUGGAUAUUAAUAUACCUUGCUUGUACAUGGCUGUAAUUCCAAGGUUUCCUUAAUGGGUUGUAUAAAUAACCACGACUGAAUUGCUUUGUGUGAAUCACACACUAAAGACAUUGUUAAUAACACAUGCAGUAAUUGAUGCCAUUGCAGCACAAAUACAGGGGGAAAACAGACCAUCACAAUUUACUGAAAAGUUAAAUUGUGGCUUUAUGCGUAGUGUAAACUAAAGUGUACAUAUUGUAUAUGGAAUCCUUUCCUUUUUUUUAAUUAACUAUUAGUUGUGGCAAAGAAAAGUUCAAACAACGUUAUCCUGGAUUUUGAAGACAGGAUUAGAAAAAAGAAUAAUCAAUAAAGAUGAAUUUGAAUACA